Messenger RNA from Pediculus humanus corporis (human body louse), 831 nucleotides. RefSeq names its product proteasome subunit beta type 7 precursor, putative. Gene Ontology annotation, molecular function: threonine-type endopeptidase activity. Bases 1 to 831 code for a protein of 276 amino acids. The record is from RefSeq and is a predicted model, not a curated record. Gene Ontology annotation, cellular component: proteasome core complex. The transcript has 4 exons. Lineage: Eukaryota; Metazoa; Arthropoda; Insecta; Psocodea; Pediculidae.
AUGGCGGCUGUUGAAGGUGUUGCUCAUAUCCCAGGUUUUUCUUUUGAAAAUUGCAGAAGAAAUCAAUUCUUAUUAGCUCAGGGAUUAUCCUGUCCCAAAGCUACCAAAACUGGUACCACAAUUGUCGGUGUAAUUUUUAAAGAUGGAGUUAUACUAGGCGCCGAUACUAGGGCUACUGAAGGUUCCAUUGUAUCCGAUAAGAAUUGUUCAAAAAUUCAUUACAUUGCCGACAAUAUGUAUUGCUGUGGAGCGGGUACUGCUGCCGAUACCGAAAUGACGACCCAAAUGAUUGCAUCUCAACUAAAAUUGCAACAGUUAAACACAGGAAGAGAAGUUCCAGUUGUUACAGCUAAUAGAAUUCUUAAACAAUUAUUGUUUCGCUAUCAAGGACACAUUGGAGCAGCUUUGGUUUUAGGAGGAGUUGAUUCAACAGGUCCUCACAUUUUUUGUAUUCACCCACAUGGUUCCACAGCCAAGCUUCCUUAUGCAACUAUGGGCUCAGGAUCACUAGCUGCUAUGGCUGUUUUUGAAGCUAAAUGGAAACCUGAUUUAGAAGAAGAAGAAGCCAAACAGCUUGUUUCUGAAGCCAUUCAAGCUGGUAUUUUUAACGAUUUAGGAUCUGGUGGAAAUGUUGAUAUGUGUGUGAUUAAAAAGGGCUCUGUAAAAUACAUAAGACCUUAUCUGGAAGCAAACAAAAAGGGUAGCAGGCAAAGUUCAUAUAGAUUUCCUGCUGGAACUACAGCUGUGCUUAAUAGUCGUGUAAUUCCAUUACUCGUGACUGAUGAGUCUGUGACAUAUCAUGGCCUUGAAUCAAUGGAUGUUUCAUCCUGA